AUGGCUUCUUCUCCAAGAACACCCCCUGCUUCCAAAAGGUCCGCUACCCGUCGUGGCACUCCUAAAUGUGCCAGUUCCUCAACUCCUAACCAGAACGACUCUACUCCUCUUCCUUCAAUUAAUGAGCGCUUGGCCUACCUCCGCCCCUCCCGGGAAUUGUUGGAGUAUUACCGAAAGAAGAUUGCCCAGUUUGAUGAAGAGCAUGAAGAGUUGGUUAAAAGGCUGGAGAAAUACAAAGCAACUUAUGAUGAGCAGCACAAAUUGCAAUGGGAAAUGCGUCAGCGGGAAGAAGAAAUCGCCGAGCUGCAGAAGGCUUUGAGCGACAUGCAAGUUUACCUCUUCCAGGAAAGGGAACAUGUGCUGCGCCUCUACGCUGAGAAUGACCGGCUGAAAAUCAGGGAGCUCGAGGACAGGAAGAAGAUCCAACAUCUUUUGGCUUUGGUGGGGCCAGAUAAUGGUGAGAUCACCUAUUUUCACAAAGAACCACCGCACAAGGUCACUGUUCCUCAGAGGCUAACCAAGAGGAGAGAUCCAUACGAACGAAAUGAGAACAGCGCUCUAAAAACAGGUGUUAAAAGCUCUGCCUCAAAGACGACGGCAAAAGGAGGGAAACCAGAAAGCGCAGAGAGAUACCAGAGAGACAACCAGACACUCCUAUUACAGGUGGAAGCCCUUCAGGCUCAAUUGGAAGAGCAGGCUCGGCUGGCCAAAGAGCAGCUUGAGGCAUUGCUAGAAGACCGGCGGAUCCGCAUAGAAGAAGCUCAAGUUCAACAUCAGAGGGAUCAGGACAAGAUCAAAGACCUUACUGAAAAAUACCACAAAGCUCAAAACUUGCUGUAUGAGAGCACCCGAGAUUUUCUCCAACUGAAAUUCGAGGCACGGACGAAUGAGAAAUCCUGGAUGGCGGAGAAGGACUGCCUGCUAAGGAGGCUGGACAAAAGGAAGGGCGGGCCGGAACGAAGCCGGGUUCGGUGGGACGGUGAUAGAAUUCGGGACCGUGGCCGCAGCCCACGAGACAGCAGUCACGACUGGCAGGAGGAGAGCAGUCAAGACGAGGGGGGGAGCAGUCCCUGCCAGCACAGCUUCAGCCAGAAGUUACGAGGCUCUGCAGAGAAGACGGGCGAGGCCAAGCACCCCUCCCGAGGAGAGCGUGAAUUCCGCAAAGCGCACAGUGCAGACAUCAAGGUGACAAUGACAGUUGGGCCAGACCAAGACCUUGCCAUUCUGCAUGAAGUUCGCCAAGGGAACCAAAGGACUAAGAAAAUUCAAGGGGAGCUGAAAAACUUAAAGUCGAAAAUCUACAGCCUGGAAAACGAGCUACGAGUCUGUUGAGGAAGGUGCACCAACGGAGCUGGGUGCCCUUUCAGCGUUCCCGUCGAAAAAGUGGACGCUCGUAUCUGUGCGGUGAAAACCAUGUACCUUGCUGUGACUCUAGGGUGUAAGCUGGACGCUUCACAACUGAAGGAGUCCAUACAAGCUUAUGUCAGACUUGGAAAGGAAAUAAUCUUUAACAUUAUAAAAAAACCAACAACACAUGCAUCUCUUCCCCGUGAUGUCAGGUUAUACAAAGACUGAGCCGCAGUAACUGGCAAAUGACGUUGUUCCAACAGACCAUACUCAUAGUCUGUAGA
This is a messenger RNA of Gekko japonicus, 1631 nucleotides long. It is a transcript of the gene CCDC77, whose product is annotated as coiled-coil domain containing 77. Gene Ontology annotation, cellular component: centrosome. The record is from RefSeq and is a predicted model, not a curated record. NCBI's taxonomy places the organism in Eukaryota, Metazoa, Chordata, Lepidosauria, Squamata, Gekkonidae. The transcript has 9 exons. Bases 1 to 1332 code for a protein of 443 amino acids.